AAUCUUAUCUCCCUUCGGGGAUUUCAACCUCUAAUAAUUAUUUAUCGGCUGAUUAUGUUGACCAACAAAAUACUGCUUCCGUUAGUACUGAGCCCACUGUUAAGAGACAUACGAUCCAGGUAGAAUAUGAUUAUCCUGAUAAUACUGCUGGUUAUGUAGAUUAUCCAGACGAAGAUUUCCUAUUUGUCGAUGGUACACGUCUUGGUGCUAAUCCGGUACCUGUAGUCACGUCAGAUAUGAUUUUGCCUCAAGAACAAGAAGAAAUUUUACAUAACAAUCAUAAAACAAAUUCCAAGAAUCAUGUCUCUGGAAAAUCGCAGAAUAAUCAGAAUAUUGAACCUCCUAAGGUUGAAAAACAGCAUAAUGCAAAACCAAUUUCCUCAGAUAAAAGCAACAGUACUGCAAACACUCCACCGGAAACUCCACCCACAACUGCAAGAAAUUCGGUGAAUGCUGGUUCCGGAUUAUUUACAUUAUUCGAAAGUGAAUCUAAUAAUGCAGAUCAACAUGAAGAUAAGAAGAAGCAUGUUAAUAAUGUUAAUGGAAAUCUUACCGUGCCGACGAAUGGUCUUUUACAGCCUGUAGAAGCACAAAAGAGCUCGUCUCAAGCUCCUAAAAAACGAGAUGCUCCACGUACAAGACCUGUUACUGUUCAUGGUCCUCCAUCUGGCUCACAAGACUUUAUUUCAGUAUCGAGGAAAGAUUCUAAUACUACGAAUAACUUCGAAACAACACCAUCAAAGCCUAAUACAUCGUCAGCUUCAAGUAUACCACCUUCAAUUCCUCUGCCGCCAAUUCCAGGUCGUCGGGAAUCUUUGCCCCCUGUUAUGCCUCCUGCUAAUGGCCAAAAAAAACAUAAAAGAGGACUUUCAUCAGAAAAAAUUUUUAAAUUUUUAGGUAAUCAACAACAAAAUGGAAAGGAUACAACAACAAUAUCUGUUGACACUAAUACUAAAAAAGAAUCUGAAGCUCUUUCACAACCGGCUCAAUCGGCUUUAAAUAAUGAUAUGCCAUCUGAUACAGCUUCGGAUUCAACGAGUGCAAUCGAUGAUAAUAGCGAUUCAAAGAGUAAAAGACGUGCUAGCAAGAGAAAAGCUUUAAGUUUAAUGGUUGAUACGUUAAAGGGACCAGCGGGUCACUCGACGCAUAGUGUCGUAUCUGGUAGUAAUGUGCAAGUGAAAGAUAAGAGAAAAUCCGUCGCUGGUACAUCAGCUGGUAGUUCAAAUGCUGCGAAAAAAGUUAUGGAUUGGUUCAGACGAAAAUCUUUGGGUAAGCUGUACAUAGUAGCUUUAUAUAAUGAAGUAGCGGAGUAUUUUAAUAAUAAUAUUUUUUUUUCUUAUUUGAUUUCUUAUAUAUUAAUGUUACCUAUUAAUCUUUUUUAUAGCUAAACAAGAUGUUAUACUUCACGAGACCGGACAUGGGCCAGCCAAAGUUCCUAAAGUUGAGCAAACUGAUAAUGAUAGUCUUUCGCGUCGCUCAAAGAGUAAGACUAAACGUCAAAAGAAUAAUCCCUCAGUGAUUGUAACUCAAUCAAAUAGCAAUACUCCUUCUUCAUCACGACAAUCUACAAUUAAGCCUGUUAAUAAUAAUGUUGAUUCAAAACUUCGAGUACAUCAUGGUGCUGUGGACAACU
Messenger RNA from Rhizophagus irregularis DAOM 181602=DAOM 197198, 1633 nucleotides. The record is from RefSeq and is a predicted model, not a curated record. Lineage: Eukaryota; Fungi; Glomeromycota; Glomeromycetes; Glomerales; Glomeraceae.